AGAGAGAUCUCGUUAUCCGACUUUACCCUUCAACAACUUCAAAUUUCCCGUUCACGAUCGGUACCAUAUAUAUAUUCGUCUCUCUCCGCCAAUUGCUCCGAUUUUCGAUUUUCGAUUUUCGAUUUUCGAUUUUCGACUCUCUCUCUCUCUCUCUCUCUCUCUCUCUCUAGGUAAUCUGCAGUUUUUUUACUCCAUUCCGUCUCGAGAAGGUAUUCAGCCACCGGGAGGAGCGAGGAGCGACGGCAAUGGAGGGAGGUGGAGCAGUGCACAAUCGCACAGUGGAAGAUGUUUUCAGUGAUUUUAGAGGCCGUAGAAAUGGUGUCAUCAAAGCCCUCACCGUAGAUGUUGAAGAAUUCUUUCAACAAUGCGAUCCUGAGAAGGAAAAUCUAUGCUUGUAUGGCUUUCCAAAUGAACAAUGGGAGGUUAAUUUACCUGCUGAAGAAGUACCUCCAGAACUCCCAGAGCCGGCGUUGGGUAUUAAUUUUGCUAGAGAUGGCAUGCAAGAAAGGGAUUGGUUGGCCUUGGUUGCUGUCCACAGUGAUUCUUGGUUGCUCUCUGUUGCCUUCUACUUCGGUGCGAGAUUUGGAUUUGAAAAAUCUGACAGGAGGCGGCUUUUUAAUAUGAUAAAUGAAUUGCCAACUGUAUUUGAAGUAGUCACAGGCAUUGCAAAGAAACAAGUCAAGGAAAAGUCAUCGAGUGCUAAUGGUAGCAAGUCCAAGUCAAAUUAUAAAGCACGGGAAGCAGAUAUUCAAGGAAUGUAUAGGCAGCAGCCACAGGCAAGGGAAGAGGUAGACGUCUUGUACGAAGAAGAUGAGGACGAGCACGGUGAGACCUUGUGUGGGGCGUGUGGUGAGAACUAUGCAUCAGACGAAUUUUGGAUUUGCUGCGAUAUCUGUGAGAAGUGGUUCCAUGGAAAGUGUGUGAGAAUAACCCCUGCCAAAGCAGAGCACAUUAAGCAGUACAAGUGCCCAUCCUGCAGCAACAAGAGAGGCCGCCUCUAAACGGCUCAAUGCAAUUUUUGGGAAGUACCACUUCUACUUCUCUCUUUGAUCAUGGAAUUACAGGGGAAGUGCUUUUGCUUUGCUUAGCAUAUUUCAGGUUUCCAGUUUUUAAGUUUCCAUGUAAAGUCUAGAUCGCUAGCCUUAGUCUUUCCUUAUGGUCAUGUCUUCUCAUGAUCCACAAGAAUUAGCUUAUAAACUUUGGAAGCUGUCAAGAAUAUGAACCAUGUUAACCUUUUGAUUUAGUAAAGAAAUACUUAGUGAUCUGGAAUA
This is a messenger RNA of Momordica charantia (bitter melon), 1271 nucleotides long. RefSeq names its product PHD finger protein ALFIN-LIKE 3. Gene Ontology annotation, cellular component: nucleus. Lineage: Eukaryota; Viridiplantae; Streptophyta; Magnoliopsida; Cucurbitales; Cucurbitaceae. Gene Ontology annotation, biological process: regulation of DNA-templated transcription. The record is from RefSeq and is a predicted model, not a curated record. Gene Ontology annotation, molecular function: transcription cis-regulatory region binding; histone binding; transcription coregulator activity.